AUGUGUUUCCACAACUCGACGCAACACAACGGGUGCGGCCACAUCGGCGAAGCGCACACCCAACCAUGGACGCUCUGUGAAAUAGCAUUGCGCCGACUAAGCGACCUACGCGGUCCGAAUUCUCCACUGCUCUCCCUGCCACCGCCGCGUGAUGUCCCGCCGCCCAAGCGCUCCUCCUCGACGCGCCGCUUCCUCUCCCUGAGCAACACCUUGUCGCGCUCUGCCACAACCUCGUCAGUAGCAUCACGCCGCACAAACCCCGGCCCUACUGUUCGGCCCUCACGUGCCUCGAUCUCCGGGUUCGACCCGUUGGAUCCGCCCACAUCGCUCGACUAUGCGACGCUGCCCGACCACCAGCUCCUCGCCGUGCGCUGCGCGGUGCCUGUGAAUCGCACGCGUGUCACCCGUGACAUGGACGUGUGCAAGUCGUGCAAGCGGUGGAUCGUGGAUAUGCGGCACAUGGUUGAGCGGUACGAGAAGACGGGGAGUAUACGAGGGACAUCUGCAUUUGAGGAGUUCCUCAAUGUUAGGAAGGAGGUGUCUGGUGUAGUGCCGUUGCGCGGGGGCGCGUCGUUUGAGGACGCGCCUGGCCGCGUAGAGGGCGAUCUGACGGUGCCGCUGCGGGAUAGCGUUAUGGGGAUCGAUAUUGGGGCGAGGCAGGCGAUUGUUCUGGGGUAUCCUGAGGAGGAGUUUGAGAGGGGGUUUAGUGGGGGACUGGAGGGGUUCGAGAGGAGUGUUGGGGAACGCAGGAGGGGAAGGUGGUAG
Dothidotthia symphoricarpi CBS 119687 is the source of this 765-nucleotide messenger RNA. RefSeq lists its product as uncharacterized. The transcript has a single exon. Lineage: Eukaryota; Fungi; Ascomycota; Dothideomycetes; Pleosporales; Dothidotthiaceae. The record is from RefSeq and is a predicted model, not a curated record. The coding region runs from base 1 to 765 and encodes 254 amino acids.